AGAAACCCUUCAUAAAUAGAUCGGAUUAUAUUUCUCCGCACUUCACUAUGAUUCAUCUUUUCUUCUUCAACACCAUCACUUGAACGUCUCACAAACAAAGUCAUUUUUUUAAAAACCUUAAGAAACAUGUCUUAAAUACUGAGUCAAAAACUUUAAUUGCCAACAUGGAGAAAUCAGGUGACAAAGAUGACCAUUGCUGGCCAUCUAACACCAUGUACAGUCAACAUCCAUCCUUAAGAAAACUGGAACCCUUCGAAAAACAAUAUUUAAUAGCUGUGGAAAGAGGAGAUGUUGUUCGAGUUACAAGAAUACUUGAAAUGAAAAACAAAAAUUCAGCAAUGCUACUAGACGUGAAUUGUAAGGAUCCCGUGGGUCGCUCUGCUACUUUAAUGGCAAUUGAUAAUGAAAAUUUAGAUAUACUUGAAUUAUUGCUGGAGCACGGAGUUGAAAGUAGAGAUGCAUUAUUACAUGCCAUAAAUGCUGAAUACGUCGAAGCUGUUGAUCUUCUUCUGGAACAUGAAGAAAUAGUCCACAAGGAAAAUGAACCACAUAGUUGGGAGAAAGUGGAUCGUGAUAUCUCUACUUUUACAGCAGAAAUCACACCAUUGAUAUUAGCAGCCCAUAAAGAUAAUUACGAAAUUUUAAAAAUUUUAUUGGAUCGUGGUGCUACCUUGCCUAUGCCACACGAUGUUCGAUGUCGAUGUCGUGAUUGUGUACAAGCCAUGGAAGAUGAUUGCUUAUGUCACUCAAGAUCCAGAAUCAAUGCUUAUCGAGCACUCUCUUCCCCAUCUUUAAUUUGUUUAUCCUCUAUUGAUCCUAUAUUGACAGCAUUUGAAUUAUCAUGGGAACUUCGUAGACUAAGCAUGGCAGAGAAUGAAUUCAAAGAAGAUUAUGUUAAACUUCGUUCUCGCUGUCAGGAUUUUGCCACAGCUUUAUUAGAUCAUGCUCGAAGCUCUCGAGAAUUGGAAAUGGUUUUGAAUUAUGAUCCAGCUCGACCACUUUAUCAACAUGGAGAGCACAUGCACCUAGCUAGAUUAGAAAUGGCAAUUAAAUAUAAACAGAAGAAGUUUAUUGCUCACCCAAAUGUGCAACAACUGUUAAGUUCAUUAUGGUACGAUGGAUUACCUGGCUUUCGAAGACAAAAUCCUCUUUAUCAGCUCUGGGAUAUCAUCAAAAUCGGAGCUCUGUUUCCAUUUUAUUCUGUUAUGUAUAUGGUGUGUCCUAAUACAGAGAAGAGUCAACUGGUUCGAAAACCCUUUUUUAAGUUUAUCAUCCAUUCUUUCUCCUAUUUAUUUUUUCUAUUUUUACUGAUACUGGCAUCACAAAGAGUGGAAACAAUUGUGGCAGAAUGGUUUGGAAAUGAAGAAAUGCAAAUAAGUUCGCAUGAAGCUCUAAGAAAGCAAAGAGGUCAACCCCCCACAAUUCUUGAAACUACUAUACUGCUUUAUAUCAUAGCACAUAUAUGGCAAGAGACCAGAGAGCUUUGGACAAAAGGAAUAGUUCUAUAUUUUCAUAAUUUAUGGAAUAUUAUUGACUUUACAAGAAAUAGCUUAUAUGUUGGAACUGCUGGAAUGCGUAUUUUAGCUUACUUUCAAGCUCAAGCAGAAAUUUCUGACAAUCCUAUGGCAGUGUUUAUUCCUAGAGAAGCUUGGAAUGCAUAUGAUCCGAUGCUAAUAGCUGAUGGCUUAUUCGCAGCUGGAAAUGUUUUUGCGGCUCUUAAAUUAGUUCAUAUAUUUUCGAUCAAUCCUUAUCUAGGACCCUUACAAAUUUCCUUGGGUAGAAUGGUCAUAGAUAUUAUUAAAUUCUUCUUCAUCUAUGCUCUAGUAUUAUUUGCAUUUGCUUGCGGUUUGAACCAACUACUUUGGUACUACGCUGAUAUGGAAAAGAAGCAAUGUUUCAGUGGACCUGGUGGAACCGAAAAUUGGACUCAGCAAAGGGAUUCAUGUUUAGCUUGGCGAAGAUUUUCCAACCUUUUUGAAUCAUCUCAAACUCUCUUCUGGGCAAGCUUUGGACUUGUUGAUAUCAGUAACUUUGAAUUAACGGGAAUAAAAAGUUAUACUCGAUUCUGGGGUCUUUUAAUGUUUGGAUCCUAUUCUGUAAUCAAUGUGGUCGUAUUGCUGAACCUCCUCAUAGCUAUGAUGAGCAAUUCUUACAAUAUUAUCUCAGAAAGAGCUGAUGUAGAAUGGAAAUUCGCCCGAACUACUCUUUUCAUGAACUAUUUUGAAGAAGGAAGUACAGUACCCCCACCCUUUAAUAUAUUUCCCACUUUCAAACACUUUUUACGCUUAUUUGGAAAGAAGACUUCGUUCAGAGACAUGUCAUUUAAGAAAAAAGAAACGAAGAUGAAAGAAAGAGAUACCAUUUAUCAGAGUGUGAUGUGCAACCUUGUUUGGCGAUAUGUAACUGCUCAACAGAAAGAGACAGAGAGUCAUCCAGUAACAGAAGAUAAUGUGAAUGAGUUACGACAAGAUAUAUAUUCAUUCCGUCAUGAUCUCAUGCGGGUACUUAAAGGUAAUGGCAUGAACACAAAGGACAUAGAAAAAGAAAAAUUUGAUGUUUCAGGAAAGCGACUUCAGAUACAAAAGAGACGUUUAAUAAAAGAUUUUCAAAUUGGAUUGAUGGAAGUAUGCACUGAUGAAGCUGCUCCUGAAGUUGCGAGUAAUAAAAGCAUGCUUGCAAGAUUGGUUGGUCUUAGUGGAAAUGAAAAUAGAAGCUCACAGAGAUGGAGAGAUCUCAUUCAAGCAGCAAAAAAAUCUAAGAUAAUUGGUAAUAGAGAUUCAGACAGUGGACGAUUUGGAAGCAUAAAAAAGAAAAAUGAACAAGAACAAGACCAAGAAAUAAAGAAACAAGAUACAAUGAACCCACCAAAAGAUAGAGUGGAAUCAGAAAAUUAUCAAACUUCUGAAAGUAACUUAUAUCCAAAGCUUUCUCCAAAAGAUAAACCUGAAACAGAAAAUUAUCAAACAUCUGGAAGCAAUUUGUAUCCUAAAAUUCCGGAAGAAGACUUGACUUCUUCAAUGCAAUUCACCAAGACUGUGACAACACAGCCGAUUUCAACAGGCAGUCCCACACUUAAAGCGAGAAAUAUGACUGAAAGCAAACCAUCUAUCAACCAACCAAUUCAGCCAAUUAAGAGUUCUUUGAGUCAAGGAGUGAAACUUUCUCCUGAAGCUCUUUUAAGACACUCUCCACAAAAAGCAAAAGACAUGAAAAAACAAGCUCCACAGCCAGUUGAAAAAGUUUCUCAAGAUCAAGUUUGUGCCAGUGUCAGCAAAUCACCAAAAUUCCGACCACCACCAAUUAUUCCACGUGAAAAAUCAGACCUUAUGCAAAAUAAAACAAAUGAUAAUCCUUCUAUUAAAAUGAAAACAAGCAGCGAACGAGCAACCUGUAAAGAUACUUCAAUUACAGUAUCAACGUCACCAGAGAAAAAACAAUCGAAAGCUGAUCCUAUGAUGUCAGUAAAUAUGAAUCAAAGUACUAAGGAAAUCGGAGAGUUAAUUGAUUUUAAUGAAAAUAAGGACACUGAACGUGCGUUGAAUGUUACUCCAGGAAAUAUCAGUACAUUCAGUGGAGUAAAACAGAAAAUUCAGAGCUCAGAACGAAAAGACAAUCUAUUAGAAAACGUAAGUUCUAUUGCAUCUCCCAUGCCAUCUAGCCAGAAUCCUCUGACAUCAGUCGCGCAGACUAAUCCGAAUCUUAUUGCUUCUUCCAUGCAAUCUAAUCAGAGUCCUAUUCGGUCAGUCCCGCAGACUAAUCAGAAUCUUAUUACUUCUACCACGCAAUCUAACCAGAGUCCUAUUCGGUCAGUCUCUCAGACUAAUCAGAAUCUUGUUGCUUCUACCAUGCAAUCUAAUCAGAGUCCUAUUCGGUCAGUCUCGCAGACCAAUCAGAAUCCUAUUACAACAGUCACGCAGGCAAAUCAGAAUCCUGUUGCUUCCACUACGCAGGCUAAUCAGAAUUCUAGUCAAACUACACUUGAUAAUCAGUCCAACGUUAUCGAACCAAACAAGAGCAAGCAUCCAAUAGCUCCUUUAUUUGAAAGCAAAGGUUGGCUUUAGAAGCCUAUUCUGCUGAAACAUAUCAUUUAUGUCUGCUGCUCCUAAAAACAACUAAAUUUAGACUCAAUAUGAAACUUAUAUAUUUAGUUAAAUAUAUUUCUGCAUAGAAACGAAAAAUAAUGUAUUUUACAAUUUGGAUCUUUUUCGACUUUAUAUUGCGCAUGCGUGAAAAAAAAAGUAUAAAAUAAAAAUUAUCUGUUGUA
Parasteatoda tepidariorum (common house spider) is the source of this 4264-nucleotide messenger RNA. RefSeq names its product transient-receptor-potential-like protein. Lineage: Eukaryota; Metazoa; Arthropoda; Arachnida; Araneae; Theridiidae. Gene Ontology annotation, molecular function: inositol 1,4,5 trisphosphate binding; protein binding; store-operated calcium channel activity. The record is from RefSeq and is a predicted model, not a curated record. Gene Ontology annotation, cellular component: plasma membrane; cation channel complex. Gene Ontology annotation, biological process: regulation of cytosolic calcium ion concentration; calcium ion transmembrane transport.